Coccinella septempunctata (seven-spotted ladybird) is the source of this 1344-nucleotide messenger RNA. Its product is annotated as vitellogenin receptor-like. The record is from RefSeq and is a predicted model, not a curated record. Gene Ontology annotation, molecular function: protein binding. Lineage: Eukaryota; Metazoa; Arthropoda; Insecta; Coleoptera; Coccinellidae. The transcript has 5 exons. Gene Ontology annotation, cellular component: plasma membrane. Bases 219 to 1304 code for a protein of 361 amino acids.
ACUAACACACGCGCGCUCAUCUACCACCAGCUGUCGUAUACGAAUAAAAACAUUCUGUAAUACAUUCAGUUCAGAAGUUUUUUAUUUGACGACUGAAAAAGUGGAAAUAUGUUCUACCGCCUGAAUUUUAAGUUUCAAAUAGUCGAUUUUGCCCACAAGUAAUUUGUUUGUAUUGAUCAAACCAUGCUUGAUACCCCGUAAAAAUCGAUUUAAAAAAAAUGUUGCCGGUUAAAAACGUUGAAUUAACUAAAGUACACUAUUUUGAGCCAGCAAAACAUCACAGAAACGUGGAAAUAUCGUCAAUAAGUCGGGAAGUUUUCCAGAAUACUUUCAACAAAAAUUUGAUAAUAAAAAAAAAUGUGUUCGGACAUAAAUGGGUUUUGAAAAUAAACGAACUUGAUGGCGACAGCCUCAAGAAGAGAAAAAGUGUUAGAUGUCUCCUAUAUUGUGUUGUGUUCUCCUGUAUUCUAUUUGCAGUUCUGAGCGGUCUUUUUUUCACCUUCGAAUUGGAAAAGAAGUUUUUUGAUUUUCCACACAUUGAUGUCGACCAGAGUUUAACUAACACAGCUGGAAAUACUGACAAAACUCUCAAGAACUUAUCGUAUGUAGAAAAUGAAGACGCUCUUGAAAAUUUCAAAUUUUCUGAACUGAAUUUGAGAGAAGAGAAUGGAUCUCUUUUAGAUAGCGUACAAAUUUCCAACGUAAGUGAAGAAAUUAAGAAUUUUCUAAUUCAGGAUUCUUUGAGCUCAAGCAACGCUCCAGAGAAGUUAUACUGUUCUAAUUGCACCGAAAACCACGUCUGUUUCAAGACUGAAGAAAUAGGGAAGCCGAAAUGUGUAGAUAUCGUUGACAGGCACGACCCAACUGGCUGUGGGGGACUGUGCAUUCUGAACGUCGAAUAUUGUGCCAUUUUAGACAGACUACACAAGGUGUACGAGUGUUCACCCUUGAAAAAUUUACUUAAGUGUCCUAGUGAUACGUUUAACUGUGGUGAUCAAUGCAUUGCUAGGAGUAAAGUUUGCGAUGGAAUCGUUCAUUGCAAGGAUAUGCAAGAUGAAAGAUUUUGCGAUUGUAAGCUGGAGGAAAAUUUUCAAUGUUCAAAUUCAACUAAAUGUCUUCCUAAAAAUAAGAGAUGUGAUGGAAUCAUAGACUGUUGGGACAGGUCAGAUGAAAAUGAUUGUCGCAAACUGUGUCCCUCGGGCCAGUAUACCUGCUUAGAUGGUAAAUGUAUCGCUCAAGAUAAUUUUUGUGACGGUGUCAUACACUGUUCAGACUCAAGUGAUGAACCACAAGGUUGUUUAUAAUGUAUUAUUUAUUGACUGAAAUAUAUUUUUAUAGCACUGU